AAGCGAGGGCCCUGGCUGGCGAAUUGAGGGAUAGCGAUGACGACGACGGAGAAUGUGAACCACACAAUAUCAUGACCUGCAGGAUAUGCCAGCUGUUUGUACGAACCGUCGACAGGCUGCUGGACAAGUCGGAGGAGCUAAUGGAUCAUUACCUACCUCUUACCGAAGAGGAGAUUGGAAAUCUGAAGAAAGCUGUCGCAGAGAUAGAAGAUACGUCCAUAGACCACCGGAUGCAAGCCUGCCUUGUGAGGAUCAACGAUCUGUCCAACAAACUCCGCCAAAGGGCCUACAUGAUGGCACUGAGCAAGCUGCGCUUCACGAGGCGCAGUACCCAAGCGAGCAUCAGUCAGUUUCACGAGACGUUGGACGUGAUCGAGCAGGUGCAGCACAGAGCAGAGCUGGAGAUUGGUCCGUCCAACGAACGAAUGAGCAUGGUCUGCGUGGAGUGGAGCGCGAGCCCGCGGCGGGAUUCUGUCAGAGUAAAUGAAGAUUUCAGCACCCUGGACACUGGGGUGCCUUGUGUUCAGAGCACCGUGAUCGAGAGAGAAGGACCUGGGGAGCCUCGCGAUCACAGCACCACGAUUGAGUGCGAGGAAAUCGGGCUGUCUGAGGCUCACAGCACCACAAUCGAGUGCGAGGAAAUUGGGGUGCCUCCUGCUCAGAGCACCACGAUAGAGUGUGAGGAAACGGGGCUGCCUCGUGCUCACAGCACCACAAUCGAGUGCGAGGAAAUUGGGGUGCCUCCUGCUCAGAGCACCACGAUAGAGUGCGAGGAAACUGGGCUGCCUCGUGCUCACAGCACCAUCAUAGAGUGCGAGGAAAUCAGCCACCCGGAGGUCGAGAUGGUGCCCACAGGGGUCAGCCCCCCAGAAAUAGUUGAGGUGCCACCCCCACCAAUAAUCAUCCCGGUUGAGGUGCCGCCCCCACCAAUAAUCAUUCCGGUGAAAGUUGAGAUGCCACCCGCCCCGAUAAUCAUCCCAGUGAAAUUUGAGAUGCCGCCUCUACUCCCCAGUCCCCGCAAGAAGGUGCAGGUGCCCAAGGACCGCUCCCACAGAGAUGUGUCUAACAUAACAUUAACGGCACCAGGUUGCGAUGAGGAGGAUGAGAUCACCCUACGGCUGCGUGAUGAGGAAGAUGAGAAUGACAGCCCUACCUCUGAGAUAGAAGCCAAGACAUUGGCAAAGUCCCGAAGCCUGAUCCAGAGCCUCCACGGCACGUACGAGAACCUCGUGGCCAGCCUGAAAGACCUCCCAGAAGAGCUCCAGAACAAGCUGUCCCAAACCAGCAGGCACAUAAAGGAGCUCCAGUGCGAUUUUGCCUCAGCCCACAAUUUUGGAGAUUUGGCUGACAAUGUCUUGAACAAGAGUUUUGCAAUCAUGGCUGAAGCCCAGGGCUCCAUGGAUGAACUGAUGGAGUAUGCUUUGCAAAGUCCUGAAUCUCUCUUGUGGUUGAAGGACCACCUUCCUAACCCAGACAUGACUGAGGAAGAGGUGGUGAAGGAUACCGCCAUUUUCAUGGAGAAAGAAGAGGAGGAGGUCCAAUCUUCUCACAAUCAGGAGUUGGAGCGGAACUCAAUGAAAAGCCAAAAGUCGUACGAGCAAAAAGGUGGUGAUGAGGAAACUUCUUCAAACAAGGAAGAGGAGGCCCAAUCUUUGCACAAUCAAGAGUUGGAGCGGAACUCAAUGAAAAGCCAAAAGUCAUACGAGCCCAAAGGUGAUGAUGAGGAAGCUUCUUCAAAUAAGGACGAGGAGGUCCAAUCUUUGCGCAAUCAAGAGUUGGAGCGGAACUCAAUGAAAAGCCAAAAGUCAUAUGAGCCAAAAGGUGGUGAUGAGGAAGUUUCUUCAAAUAAGGAAGAGGAGGUCCAAUCUUUGCGCAAUCAAGAGUUGGAGCAGAACUCAAUGAAAAGUCAAAAGUCGUACGAGCCAAAAGGUGAUGAUGAGGAAGCUUCUUCAAAUAAGGAAGAGGAGGUCCAAUCUUUGCGCAAUCAAGAGUUAGAGGAGCGGAACUCAAUGAAAAGCCAAAAGUCAUAUGAGCAAAAAGGUGGUGAUGAGGAAGCUUCUUCAAAUAAGGAAGAGGAGGUCCAGUCUUUGCACAAUCAAGAGUUGGAGCGGAACUCAAUGAAAAGCCAAAAGUCGUAUGAGCAAAAAGGUGGUGAUGAGGAAGCUUCUUCAAAUAAGGAAGAGGAGGUCCAAUCAUUGCACAAUCAAGAGUUGGAGCGGAACUCAAUGAAAAGCCAAAAGUCGUAUGAGCAAAAAGGUGGGGCCAAGGAAGCUUCUUCAAAUAAGGAAGAGGAGGUCCAAUCUUUGCGCAAUCAAGAGUUAGAGGAGCGGAAUUCAUUGAAAUCCCAGAAGUAUGAACAAAAAGGUGGGGCCAAGGAAUCUUCUUCAAAUAAGGAAGAGGAGAUUCAACCUUCUGGCAAGCGGAAGACAGAGAAGCAGAACUCACUGAAACUCCAACAGGUCUACGAGCCAAAAGGUUGUGACGAGGAAGCUUCUACAAAUAAGGAAGAGGAGAUUCAACCUUCUCACAAGUGGGAGAUGGAGGGAAGGAGCAUCCUCAAAAUACAGCAGGCUUAUGACCCCAAAGGUUGUGAUGAGGAUGAUUCUACAAUUAAGGAAGAGGAGGUUCAACCUUCUCACAAGUGGGAGAUGGAGGGAUGGAGCAUCCUCAAAAUACAGCAGGCCUAUGACCCCAAAGGUUGUGACGAGGAAGAACCUUACAGCAAGGAGGAAGUGGUCCAAAGUUCUACCAAACCGGUGGAGGACAUCCUGAAAAUCCAGGCGACAUAUGACCCCAAAGGUUGUGAAGAUGAAUCCUAUACGGGCAAGGACGACAACAAAACUCCUUCCAGAAAAGAAAAGACCCCACCUUCUGGCAAAAAGGAGGCAAAGGAGUGGAAUAUACUGAAAAUCUUGCAAGCUUACAAACCAAAAUUUGCUGAUGAUAGAUGGGAAGAGGUGGAGGAGGACGUCGCACCUACUAGCCAAGAGGAGGACAAAGAGCGGAAUAUACUGAAAAUUCAAGAGGCCUAUGACCUGAAAGGUUGUGAUGAGGAAGCUUCUAUGAAUAAGGAAGAGGUUCAACCAUCUGACAAGCGGGAGAUGGAGGGGUGGAGCAUUCUCAAACUCCAGCAGACUUACGACCCGAAAGGCUGCGAUGAGGAAACACCUUCCAGUAAGGGGGAGGAAGCGGUCCAACUUUCUGGGAAAGUAGUGGAGGACAUCCUAAAAAUCCAAGAGACCUAUGACCCCAAAGGCUGCGAUGAUGAGUCCUAUGCGGGCAAGGGGGAGAAGGUGUUCCGGACUUCUGAAACACAGGAAGUGGAGAAUGACGAAGCUCCUUCUAUGAAAGAGGAGACCCCACCUUCUGGCAAAAAGGAGGCAAAGGAGUGGAAUAUACUGAAAAUUUUGCAAGCUUACACACCAAAAUUUGCUGAUGAUAGAUGGGAAGAGGUGGGGGAGGAUGUUGCACCUAUUAGGCAAGAGGAGGACAAAGAGCGGAAUAUACUGAAAAUUCAACAGGCCUAUGACCCAAAAGGUUGCAACGAGGAAGCUUCUAUGAAUAAGGAAGAGGAGGUUCAACCUUCUGGCAAGCAGGAGACCGAGGGGUGGAGCAUUCUCAAACUCCAGCAGACUUACGACCCCAAAGGCUGCGAUGAGGAAGCACCUUCCAGUAAGGGGGAGGAGGAAGUGGUCCAACCUUCUGGCGAACCGGUGGAGGACAUUCUGAAAAUCCAGGCAACCUACGACCCCAAAGGCUGCGAUGAUGAAUCCUAUACAGGUAAGGAGGAGAAGGUGUUCCGAACUUCUGGAACACAGGAGAAUGACAAAACUCCUCCUAGGGAAGAGAUCCCACCUCCGGGGAAAGAGCAGGCAAAGGACUGGGAUAUAUUUAAAAUGCUGAAAGUUAAUAUGCCGAAAUUUUCUGAUGGUGAAUCACCUUCCAGCAGGAAGGAGAUGGAAGUCCCACCUCCCAGCCAAGAGGAGGACAAAGAGCGGAAUAUACUGAAAAUUCAACAAGCCUAUGACCCAAAAGCUUGUGACGAGGAAGCUUCUACAAAUAAGGAAGAGGAGGUUCAACCUUCUGGCAAGAUGGAGAUGGAGGGAAGGAGGAACAUCCUGAAAAUCCAGCAGGCUUACGACCCAAAAAGUUGUGAAGAGGAAGCACCUUCCAAGACGGAGGAGGUGGUCCAGCCUUCCGGCAAACCAGUGGAGGACAUCCUGAAAAUCCAGGCGACUUAUGACCCCCAAGGCUGCGAUGAUGAAUCCUAUACGGGCAAGGAGGCAAAGGUGUUCCGAACACAGGACCAUGACAAGGUGCUGAAAAUCCUGCAAGCUCACACGCCAAAGUUUUCUGACAGUGUGUUGCCUCCUGGCAGGGAGAAAGCGGAAGUGCCGGUGGCCCCACCUCCUCAAAGGGAGGUGAGGGAGUGGAACAUACUGAAACUCCAACAGGCCUACGACCCCAAAGAGUGUGACGACGACUCCUCCAUCGGCAGAGAGGAGGCCCAGCCUUCUGGCAAACCGGAAAUGGAAGGCUGGAACAUCCUCAAAAUCCAACAGGCCUAUGACCCAAAGGGAUGCGACGACGAAAGCCCCAAGGAGGAGUUCCAACAUUUCGGCCAGUGGAACCUGCAGGGAUAUAACCUACUGAAGAUACAGCAAGCCUACGACCCCAAAAGCUGCCCCGAGGAUGAUAAAUAAGGCAAGACUCUGAAAGAGCAGAGCUAGCUACACGCUUCUGGCCCCAAUAAAGCUGGCAAACUGGGGUGGAUUUCACUUGAAAGGCUUGCCCGAGUUUUCCAAGGGACGGGUCUGGGGCUUGGUCACCAAAAUAAGAGAGGCAAUUUGGAACUUCAUUUCAGCCAUUGAUGUGUUUUGCUUGGGCAGUACCCCCUUCCCCGCUGGGCCUAGGCUAUACAGGACAAUGGGCAUGGCUGGCUGUGGUUUCUCCUGGUGCCCUGCUUGUGAGAGUAAUUUUCUAACAAUGCAAGCCUGCUAGGUGCUGAUGGGUGGAUUUUAAGUCUCGGGGGGGGGGGUAGAGGAUCGGACUAAAAGGCCAGGUGGGACGGAGGAAUUCCCUCUCACAAGAUGGAAUGGAAUUCCAUCUUGCAAGAUGAGCCAUGGGUAGUUUCGCAAGGGGUUGGACGAGAUGAUGCUCGGGGUCCCUUUCCAGCUCUAUGAUUCUAAGAGGCAGUGAUGGCCACUAACUCGGAUAUCUUUAAAAGAGGAACAGACAAAAUUCGUGGAGGAAAAGGCUACGUGUUGCUAGUAACCUGGGAUGGCUGUCAAACGCAAGUAAUGCUUCUGAGCACCAAUUGCUGGAAAACACGGGGGAGGGGGAAUGCUCUUGUGCUCAAGUCCUCUUUUUGGGACUUCUCAUGGGCCACUGUGAUAACAGGGUGGACUAAAUGGGCCACUUAUGUCCUUACUGGACAACUUAUCCCCAUUUUAUUCUCAUAACCCUGCAAGAUAGGGUCUUACACUGUAACACCCCCCUCCCCCCGGUUUCGGCUGCAACUGAUACUUCUUCUGGUACACCCACCUUCUGAAUGAAAUUUUCAGGUAACAUUUUCCCUCUGCUUCUGUGCCUGCCCCCCCCCCCAGUGGCUGGAAGCUAAUGCCCACAGUGAGCAUCACAAAUAGGCAGGUUAUCCGUAUUAUAGAUACAUCUCUACUUUCCAAACAAGACAGGUGUGAGGAUGACACCACCUGCCGUUGUUGAUCUGAGGGCUGCACCGCGCCCGCCAAAAAUAUAUAUAUGAAGGUAUAAAAUGUAUUAUCGCAAAUGCAUUUACUGAAAUUUCUCUCUCUCCCUGUGUCCCUCCUGAAGCCUUUGCCACUGAAAGCAAACUAGAUGGGCUUUUCUGCUGGCCAAAUCUCUCUGCUUAUCCCAUAAAUCCAGCAGGUGUUUUGAGAUUUUGACAAAGGGAACGAAGCCUCACUCACUGCUAUUCGAUUCAGAGAACUAAUGGCAAAGCCUAUUUGAUGGCCCGCCAACCUUUAACAACAAACAAACAAACAAAAAACAGACUGGCACAAGUGGAAGUCAGAGCUGUUUAAAAAACCUUCAUCUUGAUGUUUUAUCAAAUUAAAGCUUAGUACUAUUAAUUGAUUUGAUGUAUCACACACCCUUCAUCAUAACAAUUUAAAACACAGCAACAAAAAAUUUAAAACUGGACCCUUUAGGAGAGCUUAAAAAUUUGUGGGGAACAGGUAUGGGGGCGCUAUUGCAUCAGAUGGGAAAUAGAACAAUAUGUGGUCUUCUAUGCUACGCAAAACCUGCUUCUGCAUACAAUCAGGAACACUAAAAUUUCAUGUAUGUGGCACCACAGACUGAUAACAGUUGUCCUGUGACUUCAGCAAUGACACUGCUCUGCUGGCAGGGAUAUGGGGCAUGAUAAAUGUUCUUUUACAUUCAUGGCAGUAGUUCCCACUUUCUUUUUUUGUAGGUUUCAGGUCUCUGGUACAUACAGGUCCAACUUACCGAACAGAAGGCAUUCCCUGGAAAUGCUUCGAUUGGCAAGCGCUCACGUUACGAAUCGAUGACUCCCACUGAUUCCUAUGGGCAAAUUUCUAAUGCGUUCCUGACCACAGAAUUUUGACUCCAAAAAGAACUGGGGGAACACAGCAGGGAAACGCUCUCUGAUCACUUUCUGCCCCCUCAGCCAAAGGCAAUCAAGGAAUUUUUAAAAGUUCCAUGUUUGGAAAUCUGAAUUUUCCAGUAUGUUAAAGCGAGGUUUGGGUACAACAAAAGGCAAUCAAGGAAUUUUUUUAAGUUCCAUGUUUGGAAAUCUGAAUUUUCCAGUAUGUUAAAGCGAGGUUUGGGUACAAAUUCAUCGUGCCCAGAUUAGUAAAUCUUUGCACAGCGAACUGGGACCUGUGUGUACCUUAAAAACUGCUGUACAAAAUAUAUCGGAAACGUUAAAAUAGUGUAUGUUCAGGAAAUGGGUAAAUGGAUAACAGAUGGAUAAGGAUAAGAAGUUAACAAAAUAAAUAUUGUAAUGUAAGGUCAGUUUAGGGAAUGGAAUGUGAAUUAGAAACAACUGAGAAAACAAUGACCAAAUUAUGAAAACAAUGAGGAAAUUAUGGACACAUCGAGGAUGGAGUGCAAGAAGCCAUUUUUUUUGGGGGGGGGGAAUUGUAUUCAAUUUGUUUUAUAUGGGAUGGCGAUUCUCAAAAAUUGCCAAUGCAAGAACUGGUAAUAUACCAUGAUGAUGGAAAGCCCUUGUGGUAUAAAAAAGAUGUAUGGAACAGGGCGAUUGCAGAAAAGAUUACUCUGAAUAUAAAGGUUUCUAAAGGGACCCAGGUGGCGCUGUGGGUUAAACCACUGAGCCUAGGGCUUGCUGAUCCGAAGGUCGGCGGUUCGAAUCCCUAUGACGGGGUGAGCUCCCAUUGCUUGGUCCCAGCUCCUGCCAACCUAGCAGUUCGAAAGCACGUCAAAAUGCAAGUAGAUAAAUAGGAACCGCUACAGCGGGAAGGUAAACGGCGUUUCCAUGUGCUGCUCUGGUUUGCCAGAAGCGGCUUUGUCAUGCUGGCCACAUGACCUGGAAGCUGUACGCCGGCUCCCUCGGCCAAUAAUGCGAGAUGAGCACGCAACCCCAGAGUCGGUCACAACUGGACCUAAUGGUCAGGGGUCCCUUUACCUUUAAAGGCUUAGAAGAUCCCGAACGUUUUUAUUCUGUGUGGCAGGACAACCAACCUCUGGAAACUCUUGGAACUCUGAAUGCUUCCGUUAACAUCUUCUGAAUUCGUUGGCAAGAGAAUAGAUAUGAGGCCAUCUUUGUCAUUUCUGUUCUUUUUAAAUAUGUUUACUUUUGUACUUACAAAAAUAAAAUAAACAAAACAUCAAAAUGAACUCUCUUUCCCGCCCAUGUGUUCUUUCACCAUCCUGCUAAGCUAUUUUAAAAAGGAGGGUAGGAAUCUAUGGUUGGGAGGAGGGAGAGGAGA
Zootoca vivipara (common lizard) is the source of this 7949-nucleotide messenger RNA. RefSeq lists its product as uncharacterized. Lineage: Eukaryota; Metazoa; Chordata; Lepidosauria; Squamata; Lacertidae. Gene Ontology annotation, cellular component: lipid droplet; cytosol. The record is from RefSeq and is a predicted model, not a curated record. Gene Ontology annotation, biological process: lipid storage; positive regulation of triglyceride storage.